Messenger RNA from Closterium sp. Naga37s-1, 1149 nucleotides. The record is from the annotation of a GenBank genome assembly. NCBI's taxonomy places the organism in Eukaryota, Viridiplantae, Streptophyta, Zygnematophyceae, Desmidiales, Closteriaceae.
AUGCGCCACAUACCCAUACACAAGCAAACCACGCGGGGAACGGCGCGCGGACAACAUGGGUUCCCUCCCCGCACCUCGCUUCCCUCGCUACCCCUAUCAUUUCUGCUCGACAUACCCUCAGUGCUCCGCGUCCCCCCUUCCAGUGACUCGUAUCUCUCACCCCUGCCGGACGGGGGCAGGGGGCAAUCCCGAGGUCCGCUGGGCAACUACAUCGGCGGGUUCCCCCAGGCGGCGAUGGACCCUCUGCUGGACCUCAUGUUCCUCCCCUCGGGCCUCAACCUCAAUAUAGUGCGAUUCAAUAUAGGCGGCGGCUCGCUCCCGCAGUACAGCCCGCAGCUCCACUCGGACGCGCUGCUGCGCUGGCGGGCCAUGCCGGGGUACUGGCCGGCGCAGGCAGCGGGGUUCAACUGGACGGCGGAUUCAAGGCAGCAGGCGGUGCUGCUGGGCGCCAAGGCCCGCGGGGUGAGCGUGUUCGAGGCGUUUUCCAACAGCCCGCCCUGGUGGAUGACCGCGAGUAAAGACGUUGCGGGCGGGAAGAAGACGUUUCAGACGAAUCUGCUGCCGAAGCACGAGGGGAAGUUUGCGAAAUAUUUGGUGGAGGUGGUUGAAAGGUUUAAGACGGAUCCGGCUUUAGGGAAUAUCGAGUUUGAUACACUGGAGCCGUUCAACGAGGCGUUAGAGGGGCACUGGCUAAAGGGGAUGGGGCAGGAGGGGUGCAAUUUCAACGUGGUCGAAAUGACCCGUAUCAUUUUCAAAACUCUGCGACUGCUUCGGGAGAAGAAACUCAAGACCAAACUCGCCGGUGUGGACAGCUUUCCGGGCAUGACAGCUCUGUGGUUCCCACUGCUCGUGGGGAAGAUUUUUUUACUAAGGGUAAACGUUCAUGGUUACACACUGCCGAUACAGCAGGUCGUGAACAUGACUGCUUCUGUCGCUGAGAAAACCUACGCCGCUCGUUACGUCGCGAUGAAGGUGCUCGCGAAAUCGCUAGGGAAGGAGAUCUGGGUGUCGGAAUCUGGGCCGUUGAACAAGUUUGGCAACGCGUACGAUCUCUCGCUCUACAUGAUGCGGAACGUGAUCGAGACAGUACAGUACAAUCUCAUCGAUGCUGGUUUCAGAAUCUAUUAUUCCCAAAUGGUGUUGGCAUAA